This is a messenger RNA of Vitis riparia (riverbank grape), 730 nucleotides long. RefSeq names its product dirigent protein 23-like. The record is from RefSeq and is a predicted model, not a curated record. The transcript has a single exon. NCBI's taxonomy places the organism in Eukaryota, Viridiplantae, Streptophyta, Magnoliopsida, Vitales, Vitaceae. The coding region runs from base 10 to 573 and encodes 187 amino acids.
AUCACUCGGAUGGAGAAGCUACCUCUUUUCCUAAUCCUUUUCUCACUAGCCAUAUCCAUGGCCAUGGCCAUGGCCGACCGCAAUGAAGUAGAUGAAUGGUUUGGUAACCUCCAGCAUGCAAAGGAGAAGACCACCCGUCUCCACUUCUACUUCCACGACACAACCUCAGGCAAGAACCCGAGCGCAAGGCGCGUAGCUCAAGCCCCUUCAACUAACAAAUCCCCCACCCUCUUCGGCCUCAUAAACAUGAUGGACGACCCACUCACGGAAGGGCCCGAGGCGACUUCCAAGCUAGUGGGUCGUGGGCAGGGGCUGUAUGCCUCAUCUGGGUUGGAUGAGUUGAGCCUCCUCAUGGCCUGGAACGUAAUCUUCAAGAGUGGGGACUACAAUGGCAGCUCUCUAACCAUUCUCGGUCGAAACCCCACUACCCAUCCCUUCCGUGAGAUGUCCAUUGUGGGUGGCACUGGUGUUUUCCGGAUGGCCCGUGGAGUAGUGACUCUCAAGACAUAUUUCUUUAAUUCUAGUGCCGGUGUAGCUGUCGUUCAAGUUGAUGUUGUGGCUAUUCACUACUGAGUACCGAGUGAAGUGCAUGGAUGGUUGUUAGUUGUUUGUUUCAGUUCUCAGUGUCGGUUACUUUAAUAUGCCUCCUAGCUAUGAGGUACUUGGCUUUGUUUAAUUAUUGGACUAGUAAUCAAUACAAGAAGUAAUUGCAAUGGUUAUUUUGGAUGAA